Messenger RNA from Arxiozyma heterogenica, 1167 nucleotides. RefSeq lists its product as uncharacterized. Gene Ontology annotation, biological process: zinc ion import across plasma membrane. Bases 1 to 1167 code for a protein of 388 amino acids. The record is from RefSeq and is a predicted model, not a curated record. NCBI's taxonomy places the organism in Eukaryota, Fungi, Ascomycota, Saccharomycetes, Saccharomycetales, Saccharomycetaceae. The transcript has a single exon. Gene Ontology annotation, cellular component: plasma membrane. Gene Ontology annotation, molecular function: low-affinity zinc ion transmembrane transporter activity.
AUGGAUACUUCAAACCCACUUUUUUAUUUAUUGUUUAAAAGAGAUGAUGAUGAAUCUUCGGCCCCAUCACAAUGUCCUACAGAAAAUGAUUUUGAUGGAAAGACUAACUUAAGAAUUUUAUCUAUCUUUAUAAUUCUAAUCUCAUCAGCUCUUGGUGCUUUUUUUCCUAUUCUUUCAUCUAGAUAUUCCUUUGUCAGAUUGCCUAAUUGGUGUUUCUUUAUAGCAAAAUUUUUUGGGUCUGGUGUUAUUGUAGCAACAGCAUUUAUUCAUUUGUUACAACCCGCGAAUGAGGCGUUGAGUAAUGAUUGUUUAGGUGGUACAUUAGCAGAAUAUCCAUGGGCUUUUGGUAUUUGUUUGAUGUCUCUAUUUUUACUUUUCUUAGUAGAAAUUGUUAGUCAUUAUCUAAUCGAAGGUGCAUUCCAUGAAGAAGAAUCGACAGUAGAUGAUGAUAAAAAACUGUUAGAUGAUUCUGAUAAUGAAGAUUUGGCUGACAAAGGAAAGGUAUUUGUUCGUGAUGUAAAAUUAAAUCAUAAUGAUGUGGAGAAUAAACCUGAACAGCAGUCUAAAAGAGUUUUUACAGCAAUUCCCGGUGAAGGUCAUUAUGAUCAUCAAAAAAAUCAUCAAGAUUUAAGUCAAAUAGGGACACCUUUGCAGGAAGAUGAUAAGGAAAAUUAUUCAUCCCAAAUUUUGGCAGUGUUGUUUUUAGAAUUUGGUAUUAUUUUCCAUUCUGUUUUCAUUGGAUUGUCAUUAGCUGUGUCUGGUGAUGAAUUUGAAACAUUAUUUAUUGUUCUUGUUUUCCAUCAAAUGUUUGAAGGUUUGGGUUUAGGAACAAGAAUUGCAGAAACUAAUUGGCCAAAAAGCAAAAGAUUUACACCAUGGUUGAUGGCAUUGGCAUUUUCUUUGACUACACCUAUUGCAGUGGCUAUUGGUAUUGGCGUUAGACAUUCUUUUAUUCCUGGAUCCAGAAAGGCAUUAAUUUCAAAUGGUGUCUUUGAUUCUAUUUCUUCAGGUAUAUUGAUUUAUACAGGUUUGGUAGAAUUAAUGGCCCAUGAGUUUUUAUUCUCUAAUGAAUUUAAAGGUCGUGAAGGUUUUAAGAAAAUGGUAGUUGCAUAUAUUAUCAUGUGUUGUGGUACAGGUUUAAUGGCUUUAUUGGGUAAAUGGGCCUGA